This is a messenger RNA of Tetrahymena thermophila SB210, 645 nucleotides long. RefSeq lists its product as hypothetical. The record is from RefSeq and is a predicted model, not a curated record. The transcript has a single exon. NCBI's taxonomy places the organism in Eukaryota, Ciliophora, Oligohymenophorea, Hymenostomatida, Tetrahymenidae.
AUGUCACUAUAUUAAUUUCUAAGAGCAUUUAAUUCAUAUAAGCUUGCUAAUUAUUCUCUAUAAUCAGUACCUUUUCUAUUUAAGUACAAAAAGGAAAUCGUUAAAAUUAUUGUUAAAAUAUAAUAAACUAUCAUAGCUGGAUGGCAGUAAACAACAAUCAGAGCUAAAGAAAUUAACAUAAUCCACACAUAUGCUAUUAUAACACCCAAUAUUAAUAAAAAAUAUAUAAAUGAAUAAAUACAAUUUAUCCAUUAGCAGGAGCAAUUUUCAGUUUUUGUUAUCUUUGUGCCAUCUGAAAGCGUUUAUGUUGUUUAUUCUUGUGAACAUAAAUUUUUGCACCCGCAAUAUGCAAAUAAAAGAAUCAAGAAAGUAGGAAAAACAGCUAAAACUGCGAAAGGAUAGUACAUUAGGUCUUCAAAUGAUUAAGCUUUAAAACACUCUAAUAAGACAAUUAAGCAAAUAAAAUUAAUUAAUGAAAAAACAACUCCAGUAAUAUAUAUUGCAAAUGAUCCAAACGUGUAAAUACCAUAUCUCAAAUUUGCACACUCUUCAUACACAAUAGCUGUGAGAGGAGAUAUUGAAAUCACAAAAAUGAAGUCAUAAAAUAAAUUGAUAUAAUCAAUGUAGGAGAUAUCAAACCUCUGA